AUGGUCUCAUUCGAGGAUCCAACCGUGCUUGCUGAUUUCAUGGAUUCUCAGCUUGAAAACCCGAUGGCUUAUAAGAUUGAUUCUACGGGACGACCAGUGUAUCAGUCCCGGAAUGACUUUGGGCCACUCAAGACUCUGAGAAGUAUACCACAGAUUGUCGACUUUGGCUUGGCAACCAGACUUGAGGAAGACGAUGACUGGGGCGUCUGGCCUAUUCAGCCAGACCACUAUCGGGCGCCAGAGGUGAUUCUGGGUAAUGGAUGGCAAAUGCCUGCGGAUAUUUGGAAUCUUGGUGUUCUGUUGUGGGAUAUGAUCGAAGGCAAAGAGCUAUUUCGGCGUAUCCAUGAUCAACAAGGUCGCUACGAUGCUAGAUUGCACAUCGCCGAAAUGAUAGCCUUACUUGGUCCACCCCCUCCAGAAGUCAUACAAAGGUAUCAAUACAUGCGAGAGUACUCAUGGCCGGAACCUGUCAGACGAGAAGAUGACAAAGUAUGCGAGACCGCGGAGGAGUACUUCUGUGGGCCAUUCUUUGACAAUAAUGGUCGCUUUCUCUACGAAGACCUAAUCUCCGACCGGAAACUAGGCGACACAGUUUCCUUCCUUGAGGAAGAGGAGAGGGAAGCGUUCCUGGAUCUCGCCAAGGGAAUGCUUGUCUGGCAUCCAGAUGCGAGAAAAACGGCAGGUGAACUGGCGAAGCAUCCUUUCCUUCAACUAACGCAAUAA
This is a messenger RNA of Aspergillus melleus, 723 nucleotides long. RefSeq names its product putative protein kinase. Lineage: Eukaryota; Fungi; Ascomycota; Eurotiomycetes; Eurotiales; Aspergillaceae. The transcript has 3 exons. The record is from RefSeq and is a predicted model, not a curated record. Bases 1 to 723 code for a protein of 240 amino acids. Gene Ontology annotation, biological process: protein phosphorylation. Gene Ontology annotation, molecular function: protein kinase activity; ATP binding.